AUGAACAUUGUUACGGCUCAGGAUAAUCACAGUAAUGUUGAGACUACUCACUCCAAAAGCGGCGAGGCACUGUCUCUCUUUUUGAGCAAUCUUAUUGCCAAGGCUUCCAAGAUUGAAAUCGUGAGCGAUAACGCAAAGAAGAGAGGAGUUUGCGAAUGCAAGAUCAAGCAGCGCUGCAAUCGCUUGUCUAUUCGUCGCAAUCAGCGAUGGAAUGACAAUACAAGGGGAGAAAGCAAAACUUGCCCCCCUAUCAGCAGUAGCAACAACAUCAUGAGCAAUCUUCCACAACGUAGAUUGUCCAUUGAACGUCGGGAUUCUUCGUCGUCGGAAUUCAGUUGGCUUCCUUUGCAUGAUGACGAUGACGAUGAUAUUUGUUCGAAUGUCAGCCUCGAUACCUUUGAUUGCAGUCUUCGAAGCUGUGAUUCUUUGGCUGAUUCCGACCGUUGGCGUGCAAUGAUAAUGUCAAGGUGGAAGCUGGAAGAGCAUUCAAACCGAGAGCGCCCGACACAUUAG
Messenger RNA from Cylindrotheca closterium, 513 nucleotides. The record is from the annotation of a GenBank genome assembly. Lineage: Eukaryota; Bacillariophyta; Bacillariophyceae; Bacillariales; Bacillariaceae.